AUGAACCCUGACGACGAAAAUGACCGGUCCUCCUCGACCCCCACAGCGGCGUCUAAGUCUGUGUCGGGCCAGGAUAAGGAGAAGCCUCGUUUGACCGACCAAGAGAAGAAGAACAAUCACAUCGCAUCUGAACAGAAGCGCCGUGCCGCAAUCAGAGAGGGCUUCGAUCGCCUAACAGAAUUGGUCCCUGGUCUGGAGGGACAAGGUCGCAGCGAGAGCGUUGUCUUGCAAAAGACAGUGGAUUUCAUGCAUCUGAAGCUGCAAGAGCGACAUAACCUCAUUGCCGAGGUUGAAAGAAAAGGCGGCCAUGUGGACGACUCGCUGCGCCCUUCAUAG
Penicillium pulvis is the source of this 336-nucleotide messenger RNA. RefSeq lists its product as uncharacterized. Gene Ontology annotation, biological process: regulation of transcription by RNA polymerase II. Gene Ontology annotation, molecular function: protein dimerization activity; RNA polymerase II cis-regulatory region sequence-specific DNA binding; DNA-binding transcription factor activity, RNA polymerase II-specific. The record is from RefSeq and is a predicted model, not a curated record. Lineage: Eukaryota; Fungi; Ascomycota; Eurotiomycetes; Eurotiales; Aspergillaceae. Bases 1 to 336 code for a protein of 111 amino acids. The transcript has a single exon.